Molecule: messenger RNA, 543 nt
Organism: Oppiella nova
Lineage: Eukaryota; Metazoa; Arthropoda; Arachnida; Sarcoptiformes; Oppiidae
Source: the annotation of a GenBank genome assembly
AUGAAAAUUCUAUUAUUCAUAGCAUUGGUGUCUAUAGUGAGCGCACAGUUUGACGAUUUUGAUAUCAAUGACUAUAAAGAUGUGAUAAAUUCACGAAACUUUACGGGAAAAGUAGUUUUGGUGACCGGAAGUAGUUCUGGAAUCGGGGAGGGGAUCACAAAACUGUUCUCUAUAUUAGGGGCCAAUGUUGUGGUCACCGGUAGGAAAGAAGCGGAUGUCCAGAGAGUUGCCAAAGAAGUGCAGGAAUUGUCGCCAAAGAAACUGAAGCCAUUAGAAGUGGUCGGAGAUCUCACCAAAACUGAAGUCAUUACCACUUUGAUCGCGAAUACUAUCAAAACAUUUGGCAAAUUAGAUGUUUUGGUGAAUAACGCCGGCAUAUACCCGGACACAAACAUUACACAAAAAGAUUUAUUACAAGUUUGGGAUCAGGUCUUCAACAUAAACUUGAGAGCAGUCGUCGAACUAAUCCACGAAUCGGUUCCAUAUCUGGAGAAGACUAACGGCACUAUCAUUGAUAUCUCGAGUAUUUUGGGAAUAGCACUG